This is a messenger RNA of Chlorella variabilis, 372 nucleotides long. RefSeq lists its product as hypothetical. The coding region runs from base 1 to 372 and encodes 123 amino acids. Gene Ontology annotation, biological process: negative regulation of translation; negative regulation of ribosome biogenesis. Gene Ontology annotation, molecular function: ribosomal large subunit binding. Lineage: Eukaryota; Viridiplantae; Chlorophyta; Trebouxiophyceae; Chlorellales; Chlorellaceae. The record is from RefSeq and is a predicted model, not a curated record. The transcript has 3 exons.
AUGGCUAAGAUUGCUUGGGAGACAAAGGCUGGCGACGACAUCCUGGUGCUGAACGUUGCUCCCAUUGUGUAUUGGACCCGCUACAUGGUUUUGUGCACCGUGUUUAGCCGCCCGCAGCUCAACGCCGUGCUGGGCAAGAUGGAGAAGGAGGCGACCGAGGUGUACAGCAGGGCGCUGAGCCACAGCCCGCAGGCCGGGCCAGGCGGGUGGGAGCUGCUGGACUAUGGCGACGUGGUUGUGCAUGUUAUGACAGCAGAGCAGAGAGAGUUUUACGAUCUCGAAACGUUUUAUGGCGCCGCAGAGGAGGUGGAGCUGCCCUUUGAUACCAGCGAGGCCAUGAGCGACGCCGCUAGCUGGUCCAAGAAGAUGUGA